ACCAAAAUUGCCGGUUUUUCUUACUUUGCUCGGCCCCCAACAUAGAAUAAGAAACUUUUAAAAUAUAAAGCAAUUGUUAAAAGUUUCGGAAAGCCUAGUCGUCUCCCUCUCUCCCCACCCGGUGUAUGUGAGUUAUUUUCUUCUUUCCCUCCCACCUUCCGUGACUCACUCCCGUUUUGGACCUACCCAACAUUUUGUGCAAAAGGCAUCAGCCAUGAACAAGCUGUAUAUUGGAAACCUCAACGAGAACGUGACUCCGGCGGAUCUGGAGAAAGUCUUCAACGACCACAAAAUAUCCUUCUCUGGCCAGUUCUUGGUGAAGUCUGGCUACGCCUUUGUCGACUGCCCAGAUGAGCAAUGGGCUAUGAAAGCCAUCGAAACUUUUUCUGGCAAAGUGGAGUUGCAUGGGAAACAACUCGAGAUUGAACACUCAGUCCCUAAAAAACAAAGGAGCCGCAAAAUUCAGAUAAGAAAUAUCCCCCCUCAGCUUCGAUGGGAGGUCUUGGAUGGUUUGCUAGCUCAAUAUGGUACUGUGGAAAACUGUGAACAAGUGAAUACGGACAGCGAGACAGCAGUUGUUAAUGUCACCUACUCUAACAGGGAACAGACCAGACAAGCUAUCAUGAAACUUAAUGGACAUCAACUGGAAAACCAUGCACUGAAGGUCUCAUAUAUACCUGAUGAACAGAUUGUGCAGGGUGCAGAGAAUGGACGUCGAGGUGGUUUUGGAACACGGGGCGCCCCACGACAAGGUUCUCCUGUGGCUUCAGGAGCUCCAGUGAAACAGCAACCAGUAGAUAUCCCCCUUCGGCUUCUUGUUCCUACCCAGUAUGUGGGAGCCAUUAUUGGUAAAGAAGGUGCCACCAUCCGCAACAUAACUAAACAGACACAGUCCAAAAUUGAUGUACAUCGGAAGGAAAAUGCAGGGGCGGCUGAGAAAGCAAUAAGCAUCCAUUCAACUCCAGAAGGCUGUUCUGCUGCUUGCAAGAUGAUCUUGGAAAUCAUGCAGAAAGAGGCAAAAGACACCAAGACUGCUGAUGAAGUACCUCUGAAAAUCCUAGCCCACAACAACUUUGUAGGACGACUGAUUGGCAAGGAGGGCCGCAACCUGAAGAAAGUGGAACAGGACACAGAGACAAAGAUCACCAUCUCCUCCCUUCAGGAUUUGACAUUAUACAAUCCUGAAAGGACUAUCACUGUGAAAGGCUCCAUCGAGAAUUGCUGCAGAGCAGAGCAAGAAAUUAUGAAGAAAGUGAGGGAGGCGUAUGAGAAUGAUGUAGCAGCCAUGAGUUUACAGUCACACUUGAUACCUGGUCUCAACCUAGCUGCUGUUGGUCUCUUUCCUGCCUCUUCCAAUGCAGUGCCGCCGCCUCCAAGUAGUGUUUCUGGAGCAGCUCCAUAUAAUUCUUUUUUGCCUCCUGAGCAAGAGACCGUACAUGUUUUCAUCCCUGCCCAGGCUGUAGGUGCAAUCAUUGGCAAGAAGGGCCAGCACAUCAAACAGCUCUCCAGAUUCGCAAGUGCCUCAAUCAAGAUUGCUCCUCCAGAGACUCCAGAUUCCAAAGUGCGUAUGGUGAUAAUCACUGGACCACCAGAAGCCCAAUUUAAGGCUCAAGGACGAAUUUAUGGAAAGCUGAAAGAGGAGAACUUUUUUGGGCCUAAAGAAGAAGUGAAACUUGAGACGCACAUCCGAGUCCCUGCCUCAGCAGCAGGAAGAGUCAUUGGCAAAGGAGGCAAAACAGUCAAUGAACUUCAGAACCUGACAGCAGCUGAGGUAGUUGUUCCCCGGGAUCAAACCCCUGAUGAGAAUGAGCAAGUCAUUGUCAAAAUCAUCGGACAUUUCUAUGCUAGCCAGAUGGCUCAACGCAAAAUACGUGAUAUCCUUGCUCAGGUGAAACAACAGCAUCAAAAGGGACAGAACAACCAGACACAAGCACGAAGGAAAUAGGAAAUGACUUGUACCCGGGUGUGUGAAAGAAGAGAGAGAGAGAGAGAGAGAUGGACAAAUGGAUGAACAACAAUGACAAUGGAUGAAACAAAGCCAAGCAGAAAAGAAUGAUGAUCUAUUUCAGAACCCUAAGAGUGGCUGGGAUUCAGUUUACCGUAGGCAGGUCUUAGUAAUUUUUUGGAGAUGGGUGUUUUAUUCUAUCAUGAGCAUAUAUACAUGUCUGUUUCCAUACAGAUGUGGCCUCUCACACAAAGGUAUUUUCACACGGUAUUCCUUUUUUUUGGGGGGGGCGGGGGGAGGGAUACUUGGUUCAGCAAUAAAAAAAAAAGUUCCUGAUCAAAUUACUCCUCUGUCAAAAUAUCAAACUAUAUAGGAUCACGAUUUUAUUUAGAAAAGCAAGAAGCUUACACUUGGAAGUAUAUCAUGCUUUACCAGAUCAAGACCAACCUUUUUUUUUAAAAAAACUUAUUACUUCCUCUCCCCCCACCCAAUAGUUUCAAGAUUUAUUUGGGCAACCCUCUCCCUAACAAUGAAUUAGGGUUAAUUUUUGCACUCGGCAAGAGAAGGGCAGAGAAUGGAACCAGAUUCUUUAUAACAGCCUCCUUAAUAAGCUCCCUUGUCUGGUUUUUUCCAGAUAAUUGGCUUCUAUGUGAUACAGUAUUAUUUUAAUUGUGCUUUUUUUCUUUAAUAGGCAUUUAGACUGUUUUUUCUUUGAGGAGGAACAAGAAAAUGUUUCGCUUUUCAUUCAAGAAGCUUCAUCGGUUGAUGGUGGGGGAUAGAAGGAUAGUAAUUGACAGGUUGAGACUGGAUGGUGGGGGAGAUGGAAGCAUAGGUUAUGAUGGGAGAAUGGGAGGGGGAUGGAAAGUUUGUAUUUCUUUGCAAUCAUCUGGUCAUUAGUGCUAUUGAGGCCAUUUGUGGUUUAUCUGUGCCCUAAUCUAGUGCCCCAAUCUAGUUUAUCUAUACUCUAAUCUAGUGGCCUCAACUGAGAGCUAUUGCCAUUUGGGAGUUUAUCUGUGCCCUAAGCUAGUGGCCUCAACACCUCUCAGAGUGCUAAUGACCAGAUGACUGCAAAGAAGUACAAUCCUUCCAUUUCCCCCCUCACAUCCUAUCAGAAUUUAUCCUUCCACCUCCCACUGCCCCAGCAUCCAGUCUCAACUGUCAGUACCUAUCCAUCUCCCCACCAUCAGAACUGAGGAAGCUUCUUGGAUGAAAAGUGAAAUACUUUCUUCUUCUUCCUUAAGGAAACAACAGUCCAAUUGCCUUUUGAAGAUAAAAAAGGCACCUUUGAGGCAAGUAUGAACUGGAUAACUGAGAAUCUCCACAGACAGAUACAGUAUUAUGUUCUUAAGAUUAUGAAAGUCAGAUGUCAUUUUUUUUCCCCAUAGUCCUAUUAGCAUACAGUGGAGCUGUCCAUUGUUCUAACCUAGGUUUCCCCAUCUGGACAAGACAAUUUGGCUACAUUGCCACUAUGGGAGAAUGAGCUCAAGAAUCUGAUUGGGUGAUUUUCAUGUUCCAUCCAGUGUCUGGGAGAAAACACUGAAGACUGACUCUGGACCUGCAUACCCUCAGUGGACCAUCUCUGCUUUACAGGAAGGUCAUUCAACUUUACAUUUAGAAUACAGUAUAGCUUCUCUCUUAACAUCCAUAUGUCCCCAAGAAGCAUCCUGUCACUUUAAAAAUGUUUUGAAUGUCUAGAAUUCAUUUCUACAUAUCAAUACGAUAUUUUUCCCCACUUCCUUGGAAGUUGUCAAAAUAUGAGGAAAGAUUACAUUCUUCAAAUUGGCUGCAUGUUUCAGUUGUUCUAAAAGUUUAUAAAAAUGAGGAGAAAAAGUAAACAAAUUUGACUUUUUGGUACUCUCCUGGAAUGGUGAACUGGCUCAAUUCAGAAAUCAUGAACUAUGGACUCCGUAGUUUUGAAUUAAAGCUAUUUUUUAAUUUAAAACUUACGCCAUGAUUUGAUAUUCCUAAUAUCAUGGUCAGGAUUCAUACAACAGGCCAAGCUAGGUUAAAACACUAACUUGGUGUACUCUGUAAAUUCAUUGAAAUUGUGAUUAAUACAUUUAAAGGUUUUGCCAAACAAGGAAAUUUGGUUCAUUCAGUAAAUCCUUCUUAAAUUACUGUGGGUCUUUGUUUUGUCUACACAUAACUAUUUAUUUAUUUAUCUGCUUUCCAUUGUUACUACUAUAUUUUUAAUAAUAUGGCAUGGUCUUAAAAUCUUUUUACCUGAUAAACCACCUCAAAAUUGACCUUGCAAAUUUAUUUUUAGCCUGCAUUUUUGAUUUUUGUAUGCUUGGCAAAUAACAAAACAUGAUUUUAUUACAAAGGAGUUUUGUAUGAUAUCUGAAUUGAGCCACGUUGAUCCUUAAUUGAGGAAAUAAAUAGCACAUCUGUCUAUUCGUCUCUCUUCCUUUCCCCUUCCCCUAUUCCUUCUAAAUAUUUUAAUUUGUUAAGCCAGAAAAAGUAUUGAAAUAAUUAGCAAAUCAAUCAGUGAGGAAUAUACUUUAAUCCACCUAAGAUGUAUAUUCUUAAUGAACAAUCCUAUUUGAAUGAGAUGGUCAACGGAAGACAAAAAUUGUGGCAAGUGGCCAUAGAGUUUUAAUUCUCUUGAACUAUUAAGUCAUCAGAUUUAAAUUAUUUCCAGUUCAGGGGGUAAAGUGGCUUUACUUUUCGUUUUGUGAAAAGUGACUUAAUGUCCAGUACCCUCUCCUAAUUUGGUAUGUACACGUUUUGACAUGUAAAUCCAAGCCACAGUAAAAUCCCUAUUCCAGGCAGACACAGAUGCACCAGUGUUUAACAUUUUAACAUUUCAGGACUUUUGCUUCUUCCUGUGGUUAGUACACUGAAUGUUUUCAGAUGAAGUUAAACACUCUGUUAAAAUAAGUGUGACUUAGGAUUUAUUAUAGAGUCUGGAAGAUGUAGAGUUUUCCCCAAUCAGUUGUUCUGAUGCAUUCAAUUUCAGCUCCAAUACUUCCUAACUAGUAUUUUGCUGAUUGGGAAAUUCUGAGGAUUGAAGCCAAAGAUAUUUGGAAGGCGCAAGAUUGGGGAAAACUGCUUUACAUGAAUUUUAAAGUCGAUACUAUGAAGCAAUGAAUUGUGAACUGCAGUGUAAAGAUAAAUAGCAUUUAGAUCUUCAGUUCAGCCUUUCCCCAAUGGUAAAUCAACUUGCCCUUGACUUCUACUGAACAAAAAUUGCAAUUACUGCUGUAUGAUCUCUAGCAAAUGACCUGUAGUUACUUUAUUUGGAGAGGUUGCAGCCAUCUCCCUUUAAUUGUUAAAUGGCAGCUUUAGAUAAAGUAGCAAGAGGUCUGCCAGUCUUGGAGAAUCUCAGCCUCAAAAAUGUUGUCUAUUUAGCUAUCAUUUGAAAAUGCCCCAUUCUCUUCCUGAUUGCCAGUUUCCAUGGCUUCCUCUGUCCAUGUAAUUAUUGCUUCCUCCUCCUCCCAAAAUAAGUGGAGAGUAAAAAUGCAAUAUAUGCAUAAGUGUUUGGGGUUCAUUACACGUACCUGGCUUUUAAACACAUUUUUAGGGGAAGUGUGGGACAGUACAUUGGUUACAAAAGAAAGAUAUACCUCAAGGCUACUUGCCAUAUAGAUUUCACAAUCAAAGGACCUUAGAAUGUAGCAGCCCAGGUCCUUUCCUCCUCCCCCCCCCCCCCGAGAAUGGUCAGGGCUUUUGUCCACUUCAGAAGUUUUUCACAUGAGACAGUGUUCAAGAUGGGACAUCACUUGCUAUACUUCCUCCAGAGUUCUAAUAACAUCAGAAAUUAUCUCUCUUCAUAUGUUAUCUUACAUUUAGAAGAACCUCAGCGCUUAAUCAUACCAAAAAGGAGAAGUAGUAGUUCCUGUCUUGAUACAGAGAAUAACAAAAGGCUUAUAAAUUGGUGCACUAAAAACUGUGGGCCAUUUAUGAAAAGUGCCUUUAAUGCAGGCACUCUUGGAGUUGUUUCUGGGUGACUUUUCUCUAGGGAGCAGGCUUCCCCAUACUUGAAUGAGUGAAGAUAUACAGAACAUCUUCUCUGAGUUUGAGCAAAUAAUUACUUCAUUGAUCUUAACUAUGAGAUUAAAAGGAUGAUUUACCAGCACAACCUUACACCUUGGGCAUUGAAUUCCAAGUAUGUACUGGAUUGCGUUGUAAAGGAUUUAAUCCCCAGAUUAAAAUUAGUGCCAGUUUAUCUCUGUGGAAGACAAACCAAUGUGUCAGAUAAUCCCCAGAAAAGGAACUAAUUACCUCCAAAAGGAAUGAAAGAAAUGGCAAGUAUGCAUAGAGAAAUUGCUGUUCCUUUUUUGGCUUGGAGGAAGAAAAACAAUGGGGCCGAAAAAUGAAACCAAAAGUGAUUUUUAAUGAAAAAAUUGGUGUGAUUAAAAUAAUAGCAAACAACCCCCUAAUUUUGAAAUAACUUAUAUAUAUUUUUUUCUGCCACAAAGUUAUUGAUUUUCUUUAGGAGGCGAUACCAAAUAUAGACAUCAGAAGAAUGUAAUAUGGUUACUAAUCCCAGUCACUCUUAUGCAAACUUUAAAAAGAAAAAAAAUGUGUAAAAUAUUUACAAUGGGUUUUUAGAAUUUAUGAAGAGCAGGAACUGCUCACCUGGCAGCCUGAGCCCAGAACAAAGUUUUGUCUCUGCAUCGACUUGGGCAUCAAUUAAACUGUUCCUCUGAGGAUAAGUUAUUUUCCCCAACAGAGCCUUGAAUCCUUACAACCAGCACUAAUAUAACAGGGAAUUGAUUUGAAACAGUCCACCCAACGAAAAAACUUUUGCAUCCUUAUCUACCUCAAGGCAGUUUGAUCGGUGGACAUGGAAAGCUGUUUGCCCCAGAGUGGUCAUUACAUACCCUGGAAAGCAACAAAUUGUAUACUUUUGCCAAAUUAAUGGAAAAAUCAAGUCAAUGGUUUGAAUUUCAUUCAAUGGCUGCAAAAGCCCUGUUGAUUUCAAUAUGGACAUUCUGUUUUACGUGGAUUCCUAAGUGUUAGGUCUCUUAAAAAUGCUAAUGAAAUAAGUUGACACUUGGCAGUGAUUCAAGGCAUGGAAAUUGUAAACAUUAAUUCAUUUGAUUGCAGAUGUAUUGACAUAGAGUGCAAUCAUGUUGCAUUCUAAUUUUGUAAUUUCUUUCUUUAAAAAGGAAAUAAGUAACAAUAUGGGGCAAAUUACCCCCCUUCGUCUUGAUAUAUUUACAAUAUGGGGCAAAUUAUCCCUCUUCGUCUUGAUAUAUUUAUAUCUUAGCAGAGACAAGACUUUUGUUAUAUAUUGACUCAUCGAUUGUCCAGGUUUAAAAUGUUUUUGCAACUGGGCUGUUUGUGACAACUGGCAAAUGCAGGUCCAGUGUAUUUCCAUAUGCCUGUUACCCAAAUGACAUCUUUGAAUUGAAGCUGAAGUGGCUGCAUGGAUCUUGCUGUUUACACUGAAGCGGCUGCUCUCCUUUUUUUCUAAAACCUUGCAAGAACGGGCAUAUACAGAAAUGUCAGGCGUUGCUUUGUGUUUUAAGGGAAAGGAGGAAAAUAAAGAAGAAAAAAGAAAUGAGAGAAUAAUGGAGGGGAAAAGCUACCUCAAGGUAUGAAGUUACCUCAACAAUUGUUUUGUUUUUUGGGCUUGCUGAUAUUUUAUAUAAAAGCUGAUAGUCUUGAAUAUUUUAUUUUUUUAAUGAAAAGAGAAGUUACGUUUCCUAAUUUCUAAUGAGCCAGAAGUUAUUAUGCAGGUCGGAAAUGUUACAAGCUCUUUAUGGAGAACUGCAGAGACUUCAGAUGUAGCGGAAAAGACGGCAGAUUUUUCCCACUCUCAAAUUUGCAGCUUAAUUUUACUUAUAUCUAAAAUUCAAAUUAUAAAUUCUGUCCGCUCAAAAAUUUGGCACAAUUAAAACCUGUGUAUUUCAAUGUCAGCGUCCAGGUUGUUAGCAUUUGUGUGAAAAGAAGCAGCUGUCUAAAAGACAAAGUAAUAUGGCAAUCUUGAGGGUGUAAAUUGGCUAAUUCUACUUAAAUACAUUUAAUUUGGAAAUUAAGGUGAGUUUCUUUGAUUAGCAUAGUUGAUAUCAUUCUGUGGCAGUUGGAAUUCAGAUUUGUGAUUUUCUCUUUGGCUGAUUAUCUGGUUUAUUAAAGCUGGGGUUUCUUUCAUAUAUUUUUCAACACUUGGGGUUGCUGAAAUGCUAUUUGUGCAGAAAAUGGCAUUAUGAGAACAAAAAGGAGACAAAUCCCAUGAAAGUGGUUUGUCUAUUGGAUCUCCAUACAGAGAGAUAUUAGCAUCUCAAAUAUUGAACUACAGUACAUUUAUACAAAGAAAUUUGUGAUAGAUCACUAGAAACAUAUGAAUGAUUUUUGCAUAUCUUUUGCGUGGUGAAACUAAAUGAAGUGUGCUUAGGAUUGAAAAGCCACAGGUGAGGUUUUUUUAAUGAAAAGUUACAAAAAUAUUCCAAUUAGGAAUUACUCAGUUGAGAUACAUUCUUGUGUUUGCAUUCACUUGACCGUCUUUUCCGCUAUAUUACUGUGAAAUAUUCUACAAAGAUUACCUCAGUUUUACUGAGGAGAAGCAGACCAUUAUUUUUUUUAGAAAAAGAAAAGAAAUGGGAGCCAAACUUUCUUGUGGCUUUUUGUACAUUCUUCUUGAGGAGAAGCUGCAACUCUAAUUGCCACUCUUUGAAAAGUAUGGAGCUGGGCAGUUUAAACAUUGAAUUUGUUUUGUAUUCCAUUGCACUUGGAACAGAUAACCCUCUCUACAUGUAAUUUUAAAAAGCAGUGGUUGUAAGUGGAUUCACAAAUGAUUGUCUUAAAAUUAUUCUGACCCGGAAACUCUCCAGCCAAAUGCAAACUGGGUUCUUAAGAGAUCAGAUAUAUUGUUCUUAAAAAGUCACUAUCAUUUUCCUGUAGAGAUUGGAGUUUGGGAUGAGUUGAAAGCCUCAAUGCCUCUCCCACUGCUUUCCUAGUUGGAAAACAUUGGUGUUCCUAUCAAAAAUUUUCUCAUCCUUCAAAAUAAAAGACAGUUGCAAAACACUGUCUAUUUAAGACAGUAUAGACUAUACUGUAAUGAACUAUAAGUUAAGAAGAAUGGGAUAAAAAGAAUACUACCUCUAAUGCUCUUGUCCCCACAGGAAAAGAUGUAGGGCAAAAUGUAGAUUUCCUUUCUUGAAGAUCUCUGACUUCUCUUGCUUUUAAUACAGACUUGCAUAGAUCAGGAUUUUUAAAAUUAUUAUAAUUCAGACAUCAGCCAUAGCAAAUAAGUUGGCUUUUUUCCUCAACAGCAAGCAAUUUUUGGUAUUCUUUGAAAGGAAUGGGGUGGGUGGGAAAACAUUCUCCCCUCUCUCCUCUAGUGCUCUUAGCAUCUAAAUGUUGCUGUGUUUUCUUUUUUAAAAUUCCAGCUAUAUGAAGUGUUUGAAGUGAAGACAUCUUGCAUUAUCCAAAUGAGCAUAACGUUAUUCAAAGGGUAGGCAGUUUUAACAGCCUGGCUUUAGGGUUCAAGCUGUAGGCAUUACAUGAAUCCUAUUAACAUUCAAGAGGAUUUCAGUUGCCUUGAAUAGGAGGCCUUUGUCCUACUGAGGGUGCAUCUGUUCUUAUUCAUUUAUUAAGUGGAAAUGAUGAUGCAGUGGUUGAGUAUGAUACAAAGGUUGGAGGGGGUUGUGAUUAUUUUAAAAAAAAUGUGCAGUCAUUAACGUUUGAUCCUGCCACACCAUGAUAGUGGCCCCUUUGCCAUCGAACUGUGAGUUUUGCAGACAUUUCUCAUUUUGAAUUGGACCUUUGAACAUUUGUGUUAAUGCCAAUGUAACUAUCAAACUCUACUGGAUGCAGAAGCCCUCUCGUGUUCUGCUCUCGAGGCUUCAGAUGAGAUUAGGAACUCAGGGUUACGCUCUUAUUAUCAGCACUUAUAGCUUCUCCCUCAGCACCUCAAUUUGCUGCUAUUUUCUGCCAUUGUUUCCAUAUUUCUAAUGUCCAAAAAAGAUCAGGUAUAUAGUAACUGAGACAAAUGUUGGCCUUAAACUCCACCACUUUCUUUCAGUUUACAAUGUGUAUAUGUCCAUGUUGGUGAGGGAUGAUGGUUAUAUACUCAUCAAGAAGUAUGUAGAUGGACAUACAUACUUGCAGCUUUAUAUCAAUGGUAAGCAAAAAAAGACUUAUCAGAUAAUAUGUAAAAAAAACAAGGAUUUGUUCUUAAGUUUUAGUGUUAAAGAAUCUGAUGAUUUGGAACACUGCCUUUUCCUCUAAUGUAGUCUGAAAGUGGCUCAGAGAAAAUCUGUAACAAGUCGUCUUUUUGUGAAAGAUUACUUGUCAAGCCAAUAAAAUCAAAUCCUUAUAAACAGAAAACAAUUCUUAAUGCCACAGUACCUCAGCUAUCUCUGUGAUCUUAAUAUGGAUAGUUGGAUGGAUUUCAUCUUGUUCAUCAGAAAAGCCUAGAAAGACAACAUUGUUAGUUGGGUUUGAUUGGACUUAACUGCUCUGAUCAUCUGUAGCAGCCUUCUGUUUUUUCCAGAUGUGUUGGACUAAUGCCCAUAAUCCCUUAAGCAACUUGUCUGCUGGCUGGGGAUUGUAGAGAUUGAAAUUCUACACAUCUGGAGAACAACAGAUUAAGAAAAUUAUUUCAAGGCGUUUCUGUGUACUUAAUGCCCCAUUAUAGAUUAUGUUGAUGGUUUGUGUUUUUGGUCUAGGUCUACUCCAUCGUAACCUCCUGUCUGCAAGCAUUAAAUCACUUUAGCCACUAAGAAAUUAGCAUAUGGCUAUGUGGACAAGGCCUUUCAAAAAUCACUUUUGAGUUACAACGAACUAAUAAGGACUCUCUCCCCAGGAUUUCACGUAAUUGAUUUUCUUUCCUCAAAAGGCUUACUAUAAUUGAAGGAGAAAGGAGGAGCAAGACAGUGGAAAGGCAGAAAGUCUCAGGAGGAUAAGCUUCAAGGGGUUGUGAGGGCAGGUAAGAGAGCUGGUGACACAAACGACCUAAUAUUAUUGGACCUUCUAUGCUGAUGUAUACAUGUUUUAAGAACAUGUGUUACAUAGGCUGUCUCAGGAGGCUUAGAAAUUUUAAAAUUUCUAAACUUGGAAUGUUUAUACAUAACAAGAAUAAUCUUAUUUGGAACUGUGUUUUGAUUGCACUUCACUUCAGUUGACUUGGAACCAAAUCCAGAAUAUAUUUAAAUAGGUGCAGUGUUUUUGGAAUCCAAGAUUCAACGUAUGUGAAUGAAUGUUAAAUUACACCUUCUGAAAAAUAUUCAAGUUUUUCCAGAGUUAGAUUUUCCAAAGAGAUUUAACAUGCACAAAAAUCUUCAUUAGUUGCUUUACAAUUAAAACUAAAAUCUUAGGAACUCUAUCCAAAGCAACAAAGAAGGAAUUGGAUCAAUCCGUUUGGAGGAAGACUCAGCUAAACUGAUGUAGGAAAUGACAUGAGAUUUUUUUUGAAAAAAAGAGAUGUAUAUCUCAUAUUUCCAAAAUAAUAAUAAUGAAAUGUAAAAGACUCCGUUACAAUUUUAGUUCUUCAGUGAUGUACAAGGAAGAAUAUAAUGAUAGUUUGUGUAGUGGGUAAGGGCUUCACUUUGGUGCAUGGUCUGACCAUUUUAGUUCUGCCUUUAGGGAUGCUCUUGAUAUCUUUUGAAUUGUUGACAGUAGCUCCAUGGUUUUGGACAAGGUCCUUGUCCAACCCUAUUUAGUGAUGCCUAAAUUGAAUGAAGCAUUUUUUUCCUAUACUUGACCAUGGAGAUUCUAUCUUUCUUAUUCCCAUUCCAGUACAAUAAUACUGUAUGCAUCCAGUUUUUUAGAAUAUUAAUUUUACACGUUUCCUUCAAUUUGUUAGACUCAGUAGAAUAUUCAUAUUGUUAUUUGCAGUUAAGGAGCAAGCACUGUCUCUAUUUUAUUUGGCAAGGUUCCUAUGUUGUUCAGUUUUUUUUUUCUUGAAAUGAAAUAUCAUCUGAAAUUUUAAGGUCCACAGAUAAGUUAAUGCUCAGGUUUAAAUUUUAAAAUUCUCUCCAAUUUCUUUAAUACAGAGUGCCAGGAAACCGGGACUCUUUAUGCCACUAUAUGCUCAAAGGUAGCCAUUUCCCCAAUAUCAACAUACUUCAAUCAGAAUUUCAGAUGAAAUCGCUUAAUUGCCAACUGACAUAAUAGUAAUAAACAGGAGGAGGAUAAAAAGUUUUAUUUGGAUGCAACAGUCAUAGACGUGGGCAGAGAGCUGUAAAACAGAGAUAAUUGAAUUUACAAAUGGAUGAAUCUAUAGGUUUUCUAAAGAAAUUCUCAAAAUUUCUUGUCAAGUUCUGUGAUUGUUGCAUGUGACACAAAGUAUUAUUUUCAGAGGAAUGUUUUUCUUUGCAAGCCUCAAUGUAAUUUAUGAGCACUACAAAAAAGAUGUAAUUCAGUAGUGCUUGUGCUGGCUGGGGCCUUGUUAGUAAUUCUGAUCCUUUUGUAUCUUUCUGCCAGUCUUAUUUAGAGAGACCCUCAAUAGGGUUUUGCUGCCCCAACCUGGAGAUAACAGGCAACUACGCCUGAUUUGCAGCUCUCCUAGAGCAGCCAAAAACAUUAGAUUUACAUUUUGAGGAAAAUGACAUUUGAAAGAGACUUCGAGUGCUGGUGCAUCUUUUCCACCAAAGCACGAAUUCUGUAGACACCAAAAGAUUUGUAUGUAAAGGCAUAUUGGAGUUUACUAAGACAGUUUCCAAACAAGAUGAUCCAUAAAAGCAAAACAUUUCCAUCUGUACAGCUGGUGAAUCCAGGAAUUGUUUCAUGGCUGCUGCACUUCUGAAUUAGCAUGGCUGUGAGGUAAGUAGAAGGAGAAGUCAUGCUGUGUGUAGCCAAGGGACGGCUACCAAUCAUUUUUACUCAGCAAUAGUUUAUCAGUUGCUGAAAUUCAUGUUAUGCUUCAUGCUGGCUUGUUGUACAAGCUAUGCUAUUUUAUUUCUUAGAUAAUACUAAGCCAUAAAUCAGAUUACAACUAUAAUGCCUGGUUUCACUCAUCAUAAUAUAUCAAAUUGAAACAAGUAACAUGUCUUAGUGCAAUGUGCAGACACAGCCAAAGUAUGUGUUUGAACCAUAUACAAAGCUAGUAAUUUAUAAUGCCUGGCUUAUGAAAUGGUUACAUUUGCAGGCUAUAAAUUGCUAUCUUUUUGCACAGCUUUCUAAAAACCAACCCACUCUUUAAAAGCACCCUAUUCCCACACUUGAUUUAACAUCAAUUGAAUCCUGAAGCUUUAUCACAGGAUCUUAUUUUUAAACUUUGACUUUUUCAAAGAUAAAAUACCUCUCCAACUUGGUUGUUGGUGUACAGGCACAACAGGGCAACCGCUUUAGGCAUUGUAUUUUUGUUCGUUUGUUUAAAGCCUUGUUCUUCUGAGACAGUGGGGUUGGCUUUCCUGAAAAAGUUUAUAUGUUUAGCAAUUUUCCCUGUUCCUGUGAUGACAUUUAUAAUAUGGAGUGGCUGUGAUUGUUCAGUUAAGCAGUUCCUAAAGGGAGUGUGCUGGAUGGAGAUGGUCCUGACUCCCUAACUGAAGCAGGCUUUUCUGAUUUGUUCAAUUUAAAAGGAAAAGAAAAAUGAAAAGGACAUUCUUCCCAUGAAAUUAAGUAACUUUCAGCUCUAUUUAUUUUGAGCUUUUAAUUAACUAUAUUUAAUGAAAUUUCUAAUUGAUAGCAUCAGCAAACAUUAGAUUUCCUUCUAAGAAGAAGGGAAAAACAUGUCUCUACAUAAACCUCAAAAAACUAUAGACAUUUAUUAAUAAAAAAUAAGGGAUUUUUUUAGCUGUUAUUUGCCUUCCAAGGUUAAUGUAAUGGCUAAUGCUGCAAGCUGUGUGCUUUGGAUUUUUAAUUUCCUAAAGGAAGUAUAAUUAAAAUCUCUUAACUUCUGUACAAAUUUAAUCCUUGCAGCAUGAACCAGGGAGUUAGAUCCAGAUUUAGUAAGUUCAUUGAAAUUGAUGGGAUUCAAGUUAGUUUCAGCGUAACUAUCAUGGGUUUAAUAUUUCUGCUUUAUACAUAGCCGCUCAAGCUGUUUGGACCCAGCUUGGAAUCAAUCAGAUUCUAAUUUUUACUUGAAAAGAUGAGCUUAAAGAAGAGUUCUACCAAAUGUAGAAGCUCACUUCUGUUUUUUAACACUCUGCCUGUUACAGAUAUUUUUCAGCAAUAGGAAUUCAAGCCAUGCCCUUCACUCUCUUUAUUAAUCACAGCCAUUCCAUUCAUUACAUGUUAAUCAUGAGCCAGAGAUAAUAUCUCCUGGUUUAGUUCGGGUUGGGUGCCACUAAAUCAUAAGACAGUCCUCCCAACCCCUCAUUGGUACCCUGUUAAGUGCCUGUUGAGCUGCACUUCAUGUCAGCCUAAGGGCAUGAUGACCAUAUAUACAUACAUAUGAUAUGAAUAUAACCAAUUCAUGUUUGUUUUAUCUACCUCUUAGCACCUAUAGAUUUAAAUAAAUAAUUAGGUAGUGAUAAUACAACAUACUAUGUAGUCUAGGGAGAAAAAAAUCCCCCCUCCCCAAAUAAUCGUUCUGCUUAAAAUGUUGUGGUUUUUUUUUUUAAAAAAUAGAACUAAGGGCUCUCUCUGCAUUCUAAAGCAGUCUUGGUAAGAUACAGAGGGCUAUGGAAUUAUGGGCAAGAGGUUUGGUUUCUGCAUUGCUGGUAAGGAGAUAGUGUGUGGCCAUGUGUCUAACAAAGCCAACACUCUCCAGUGCAGCUUAGUCAGCUCAGUUGGUACCCGCAUUGGGGUUCCUGCCCUGGAAUCAAUGGAUGAGCCAUUUGCCCUAAUCCAGUGAGCAAAGGAGGCAGCCAAAAGCUGCCCAAGCAUGGCUGAUGCAUGUGGAGCUUGCAACAAAACACAGUUCCCUUACAAUCAAGCAGGACUGCUGGGAACAUGCCUGGUAUUGUGGAUUGUUGAUCUGUGGAAACCCGAUCUACAGAUAGAUUUUGUGUUUGUUCGAUCUGGAAUCCUGAUUUUCCCAAGCCUUGGCGCUUCCAGUCUGUAAAAUGGGUCUCUCUUUACCUUGUUGAAUUGAUUUGAAGACAAAAACAGAGUCUGGAAAGCAGUUUGCUUACUGUGAGCGCUGCCAAAAACAACUUAUGCCUACAAGCUAGUGACAUAAAGCUAGGAAGAAUUGCUUGGGUUCCACUAAGGCUGCAUUACCACCAUUACAGAUGAUCAACCUUGAUUUUUUAAGUGUUUGUUAGUUUGUAAGAACCCCAACACCUCAGUCAUUCUUUCCCUCCUUUAAUGACUUUUUAAAUAUAUAUAUAUAUAUCCACACACAUACACACACACACACAUUUCUUCCUUCUUUUUCCUAAUAAUUCAUAUCAGAACUCAUGUGUACCAUUUUCUUUCAACGUUCUUAGCAUAAGUGCUGACCAGCUUACACAACUAUCAGUGUUUAAUUGAAAUUGUGCCUUAAGACACACAAGUGCGUGGUCUUUUGUAACUCUUUUAUACCCUCCUUCAAUAAUGCUGGACAACCUUGUUGCAUUUUUUUUAAAGUUGUUUUAUUGGCAGUUUAUCAUCAACUUAAUGAGCACAGUAGAAUGAAUCAUAAGGGCUGUUUUAUUGAAUGAGUGAUGGAGGCUACUAUUAAUCUAAACUAGCUUUUUGUUUCAAGUGACAAGAGAAACUGGUAGCUCAUUGCAAAUUGUUUCGGUAAUUUGCCAAUCCUUAUUGCUCGCUGUCAUCAUCUGGUUCACUGCCUCAGAAGAUGGAGGUUCAAUAGAAUUUCCUUGAUGCACGGUUGUUCCUAUUCAUUUCUGUAAUCUUUUAAAACGUAUUUGUGGCUAAUGAGGAAAAAAAUCUCACAUCUUCCAUUGGUGUAAAACUAUUUGUUACUUUAUGUCAGUGUCUCUCAAAUUCAGUCAGUUUAAGAACCAUGAACUUUAACUCCCAGAAUUCCCCAGCCUGUGGCAUCUUAAAGUGGCUGAGAUUGAGAAACAGUGCUUUUGGACCUUGUCUUCUGUUAGAAUAAUCAGUUGCUACAAAUGUAUUAGACAAAUCGCUUUUAUGUAAAAACAAAUAACUUGUGUGAAUUUGGAAAGAAAAUUUUGCUCCAUGUAAUGAUUUUGUGAAAUAUGUCAGACUUUAUGUUCUAAGCCAUUGGAACUGUUAUGAAUUCAGCCCCUGAAAAUUGUACUCUUGAGUAAUUGUUUUCCUCUCUUUGGUCCGCUGUAUUUUUUAAAAAACUUUCUCCGCUUAAUUUUCUUUCUUUCUUUUUUUUUAAAUCUCUGUUCUUUGACCCCUUGUCUUUUGCAUGAGGCAGGUUAGUUGGCUCAGAUCCAAAGUUGUGAUUACGGAUGGACACUGGCUCCAUUUUUCUUCCAGCUUGUUUACUGCCACAAACUGCUUUACUCCACUGUUUCAUUUUUUUAAAUAAAAAGGAGGAAAAAAUCCA
Ahaetulla prasina is the source of this 16247-nucleotide messenger RNA. RefSeq names its product insulin like growth factor 2 mRNA binding protein 1 (gene IGF2BP1). Gene Ontology annotation, molecular function: mRNA 3'-UTR binding. Gene Ontology annotation, cellular component: nucleus; cytosol; cytoplasm. Lineage: Eukaryota; Metazoa; Chordata; Lepidosauria; Squamata; Colubridae. The transcript is spliced from 15 exons. The coding region runs from base 215 to 1945 and encodes 576 amino acids. The record is from RefSeq and is a predicted model, not a curated record. Gene Ontology annotation, biological process: nervous system development; regulation of gene expression.